Molecule: messenger RNA, 661 nt
Organism: Eupeodes corollae
Lineage: Eukaryota; Metazoa; Arthropoda; Insecta; Diptera; Syrphidae
Product: transmembrane protein 14 homolog
Exons: 2
Coding region: 150-494 (114 amino acids)
Biological process (GO): regulation of heme biosynthetic process
Cellular component (GO): mitochondrial membrane
Source: RefSeq, a predicted model, not a curated record
UUUUUCUACUUCGAUAAGAUCCAAUCAGACGACAGGCACCUCAAAUUUGUCCUUUCUAAAAAACAGAAAAGAUAAUAAAAUAAAAAGAAAAAACAUAAAAUUAAGUUUAUUAAAUACAAUUUAUUAUUUACAUUUAUAUUUUUUUAAAAAUGGCAAACGGAAAUGAUGUAAUUGGAUAUCUUUUUGCGGCCACAGUUGCUGCUGGUGGAAUAAUGGGUUAUGUCAAAGCAGGGUCUUUGCCUUCACUUGGAGCCGGAAUCGCCUUCGGUGCUAUCCUUGGUCUCGGCGCUCAGAUGAACUCUCAGAACCCACCCAAGCCAUUGCUGCAAUUGGGAACUUCAAUUGUUUUAGCCGGUGUCAUGGGUUCCAGAUGGAGUCGGUCAGGCAAAAUGAUGCCAGCCGGAAUGAUUUGCAUACUUUCAUGUGCCACCAUUGUUCGUAAUCUUGUUGUUUACCACAAGCAUUUACCACUGCUGGGAGGACGGCAGGCAUAAGUUAAUAGUUUUAAUUAGUUGGAGCUUCCGCAUAGCAAUAGUGCUUAAAGCAGCAGCACGAAUGAAAAGACAAGAAGCAGUUUUUUUUUAUAUUUUUCAAUUGGUGAUAGGUAUCUAUGCGCUGUUACAUAAGUAAAGUUAUAAAUAAAAACUUUAAUCAAAAGAUA